Molecule: messenger RNA, 2656 nt
Organism: Diaporthe batatas
Lineage: Eukaryota; Fungi; Ascomycota; Sordariomycetes; Diaporthales; Diaporthaceae
Exons: 2
Coding region: 368-2299 (643 amino acids)
Biological process (GO): cellular response to oxidative stress
Cellular component (GO): cytoplasm
Source: RefSeq, a predicted model, not a curated record
GCCUGCCCCGCCAAAGAACCUCCCUCCGUACAAGGUCCAGUUUGGUCCAUUUUGGUCCAGCUCACUGCGGGGUUGCCAUCUGCACUGCCAUUGAGGGCGCUUGGGUUAUCCUCCAGACCAGACCAGCCCAGGCCAGCAGAGCCAAGAACCUAGCAUCGACUGUGUAGCAGCUAGCAGCUAGCAACAAGCAUCUCAUCCCAUCUCGUCUGAUCGAUAUUCCCCCAGUCCCGACCCCCAGUUUCCUCACGCCGCCCACUGCAACGGUACAUACCCAUCUGGCAUCUCAUCUCCAGCCCGGCCCUGCUCUGAUCUGCCGUAUACUUGUCGAUCUGACUGCACAUCUCCAACUCUAACCCUGCUGCUCGCCAUGGGAGACACCGCAAAGGCCGUCCAGGCGCUCAAGGAGUCCAAGCCCCCGGCCACUGACAACUUCACCUAUCUUACCCUCAUCGAGCAGUUCCUCUCGCCAGAAAUCCUGCCCACCCUCGACGAGAUCCUGCAAGAUGCAACCCUCACCUCCGAGAUAGGAUGGGACCUUGUCGACAAGCUUGUCCCCGUGCAGGGGUCGGAGCAGGUCCUCGAGACCGUCGCUCGUCUCGGCAACCCCCGCGAGUGUAUUAUCAAGGUCCUUGAGGUCCUCGAUGCGCUUCAAGUGCCCGCAGAGAAGGUCAACCCCGAGGACCUUACCCUGGACGACGGCGAGGAGGCCAAGGGAAAGCAGCAGCCCAUCUCGACCCAAGAGGCAAACCGCCAGUUCAUCACCCUGCUGGGCAUGCUCGCCAUCCUGCACAGGCGCAUCAAGACCAAGUAUCCCUCGCGUUUCCUGGCCUCCAGCCUGCUCACCAUCUACAAGACCUACCAGCCAAACCAGGAGCAGACAGCAUCCGUACUCAACCUGGUCCACUCGCUGUCCGGCCAGAGGGCACGCCCACCCCUGCCUCAGAGGAAGUCCAGCGUCAACGUUGCCAACCCGGACCACGACGGUGACGCCUCCAAGAAUGCUCCCGACCCUGAGGCUGACAAUGAGGGAGACUCGUUAGACGAGGAUGAGAUCCAGAGACGCCUGUUGCUGUCCUUCACGAGUUGUGUGCUUGAGUCAUAUGUCGGCGCCAACGACAUGUCCUGGUCGAGGAGGCUGCUGGAGUUCUACAGCCCAGACAAGAUAGUCCCCGGUAGGAAAACAGCAACGCAGGCAUUCAGGGAGGACCAGGAGCUGUCAAAUAGGGAUGCCAUGGUUGGGAAGUUGGUGGCACUCACACGAGAUCUUGGCCUGGCCAAAUGCCCCAGGUCCAUCGUCCACGACAUCUGCAACGAACCAGUCAACCGGACACCUCUGACAAACAUAGAAGAGGCAUCCAAUGCAACAGACAUUGACCUCUCAACCGGCGGCAUGAUAUGUCUGAUGGCCUACUGGGUGUUCUCGUCAACCGUCUUCGAUGCCGACGCGCCAACGCCUGAGAUGCGCUUGUUCCCCGACCACCUGACACUGCUCGAGAAUUUCCUGGGCGAGACGCCCCAGUCGCAGAUCCUCGAGCAUCCCGCGACGAUCGAGGCGAUCCUGGUCCUCGGCCUCUGGCUGGAGGAAAACAAGCUCAUCGCCCCGGACACGGCAAAGGACGCCAAGGAUGAACCCAACUUCAUGGCCUACCAUCACGCCCUGACCCUCUGCGCCGUGUUCCACCCGUCAAUACACGUGCGCAACGCCGCUGUCACCCUGGCGGGCCUGGUCCUGCACGACGACCCCGACGACGCAGACCGUCUCAAGAUCCUGGAGGACCUGCUGGAGAAUGCGCCCUUCGCCUCGCUCAAGGCCUGCGCCCUGACAUGGCUGCGCGAGGAGCUCAUCAGCGCCCAAAAGGCCUCUGCAAAGGGCAAGGAGCGCGGCACCGGUUCCAGCGCCGGCGCCAGCGCCAGCGCCAGCUACCAGGGCAACGUGUUCGCGACGACACAGUGUAUAGAGCAGCUGCAGUACGCCAUCUUCCCGAACCUGGUGUCGGCGCUGGAGAAGGCCAGCACGGAGACGCUGCUCGACUACUGGGGCGAGAACUCGACGUUCCUGAUCCAGGCGGCCAAUUUCGCCUAUUUCCUGUUCUCGUCGGACGUGUGCAGGGAAGUCGUGCCCGGGGCCAUGGGCGCGGCCGUCGAGCAGCGGUACGUGGAGCCGCUGCUGGCGGCCGCCAAGAAGCUGGAAGAGGGCAUCAAGAAGGACGGGGACGGCAACGGCGACCAGGGCGGGCAGGCGCUGCUGCUGGAGCUGGAUAUCCUGCAGACCAGGCUCAAGGGCCUGCCGCUGCACUAGACAUGUAGUCAGGUCAUGGUGUGUUGUGGAACAGGCAGAGGAGCUUGGAUGGGCGGCCUUGUGGGAAAGGAUCCUGGAUGAUUGGAGUGUUCACAGACCGGGGUUAAGGGUGGGCGGAGAUGGCGUAAGGAGCAUCAUAGUUUGACUUGUGAGCAGAUAGGUCUGGCGGCGGCAGCAUUUAUAUUUGUUGAUUGGAUGAAGCAAUCAAGUGAAUCAGAUGUAUUUUUGGGAUACCAGUAUUACGAAAGGGAAUGAUAUUUUGCAACACCAACGCCCAAAACGCCUCUUGCCGCGCCGUGCAAUAAUGUGUCCCAUCCGCGCGUGAACAGACCGACCAAGACAAGACACCCACACAAG